AUGUCAAACUCAGAGACAACUAGCCAGACUGACGCUAGUUCUUCUUUAGUUCCUGAAUCCUCCAGUUCAUCUCGCAUCCCACGGAGCCUGAGGCGCGUACAGGGGUCGCGGCAGCUGAGUAUGGACGAAAAUUCGGGGGAUGAGAAUACACGUGAGUCUCAUUCCACCCAAGAUCCUCAGGCCGUCCCAGAUGCUGAUGCCCAGAUACAGUGGCCCAUUUUCUUCAUCCCCCGGGAUGACCAAAACCAGCAUUACUUUACGAAUCUAAGAGACCCCAACGUCCCGCAGAGUGCCCUAACAGAGGCAGCUAUAGCGGACCAGGUCCGACGAGUUCAAACGCAGCUCGGACGGAACUUGACAGCCGACGAACAAGAGCACAUCCGAUCGGUGAUUACCGAUCUGCAGCCUCAAGCAAAAAAUUGGGGGUCAGGGGAGGAUAGCGAUGCCGACUCGGCGGACGAUGACCCUCCGGAGCACGAGUCCGAAGCCGAUUGGCCUCCAGACGCCGACAUGAACUGGAAUGUCAACAACAACGGCGACUCGGAGUGGUGGGAUGAACAACCCGUCCAGUGGGAUGCUGACCCUGAAGCCAACGACCACCCCAACGCCGAGGCAGACCCGGGCGCCGAACAACCGCAUCAGGAUCGGCACAUGCUCUCCGAGAUUCGCCGGACACUCGACGACUUGCGGCUCACCAUCGGGAACGUCGACCUCCGUCUUCAAGAUGUUGAGUAUGGGAGAGCACAAGAUCACGAUGAAAGCGACGAGCGGUGGGAUGGUCCGGCGAAGCUCACCUCCGCUCAGGCCUUGCAGCGGGAAUGCAUCGACGCUCUCUUCCAGCGGGAAUGCAUCGACGGGCUCAUUAAGGCGGUGCGCGACGUCUCAGCAGCAGCGGCCGCCGUCUCCUCCACCGUCGCACAGCGGGCUAAUGUGGAGAGCACAAGCUCUCCUCCCUCGGCUCCCGGUGGCGCUAGCACCAGCAGCGCUCCUAGCAACGGCGCAAACCACAACAGGAAUAGCAACGCACAGCAGCAGCAGCCGAUCCUGCCCAUUCAAUACGUGCAGCAGCCGGCGGUGAUGUGGAUGAUGCCCAACGGCAACCCCUACAUUCCCGCUCAAAGCCCUCCUCCUAACCAGCAACAGACUGACCAAGCCCAGGUGAUCAGAAUCGAGCUGCCUCGAUCGACUGUGACGUUGCUCGCGUUGGCCGUAGUCAUGUGGACCAUCAUAUCGGCCAUACUGCUCAGUGAGAGGCUGUCGGACUCCGGCGUCGGCACCUACGUCAAUAGCGGUUACAACGGGCUAGAAACAGCCCUAAUCUUCGAGUCGUGGGGGGCAUUUGUCCUCUUGACUCUGGCGCUGGUCUACCUGGGGGCAAGCAGAGGAAAUCGUCAAUAUCUUGAAUCCCCCGAAGAGGCUGUCACCUACCCAACCGGACGCUCCUCCACGCGCAUGCCAUUCCCACCCGCAUCUCCCGCGGGCCCACGGAACCAGUCCUAUGGGCUGCAGCACGCCCGUUCUUAG
Messenger RNA from Canariomyces notabilis, 1524 nucleotides. RefSeq lists its product as uncharacterized. Lineage: Eukaryota; Fungi; Ascomycota; Sordariomycetes; Sordariales; Chaetomiaceae. The transcript has 2 exons. The record is from RefSeq and is a predicted model, not a curated record. Bases 1 to 1524 code for a protein of 507 amino acids.